Messenger RNA from Candoia aspera, 7724 nucleotides. RefSeq names its product Sad1 and UNC84 domain containing 2 (gene SUN2). NCBI's taxonomy places the organism in Eukaryota, Metazoa, Chordata, Lepidosauria, Squamata, Candoiidae. Gene Ontology annotation, cellular component: nuclear envelope; meiotic nuclear membrane microtubule tethering complex. Gene Ontology annotation, molecular function: protein-membrane adaptor activity. The transcript is spliced from 18 exons. The coding region runs from base 314 to 2461 and encodes 715 amino acids. The record is from RefSeq and is a predicted model, not a curated record.
GGUUUGACAGGCGCACGCAGGCACUGGAGAAGAGGGCAAGAGCCCCACCAGGCUCUAUUGUUGGCGCGCGGGCGCUUGCUGGGGCUUCGAGCGGGCCGAACCAACAGUAGCAGCAGCAGCAGCAGCAGCAUUCUGGGAUUAAUCAAAACAAUUAAAAAGCCCCCUAACUUCGCCUGCCCAGAAGAAAGACCCGAGCCUCUUUGCAUUUGGGGGCCGCCUCGUGUUUUUGUUUGGAGUUCUUUGGGGCGUCUCUCUCCUGAAGCCGUCGUAAAAGGAAUCUUGACAGAAGUGUGGCAGCGGCUCUUUUUUAGUCAUGUCUCGACGAAGCCAGCGCAUUGGUGGGACUUUCCACAGUUAUCGAAGUGAAGAUAAUGGCAACAGCAGCAGUGGAGGAAGUUCACUGCUAAGUGGACCUCAGCCCCUGUUUAAAGAGAGUUCAAAUAGCCGAACCCUGAGAAGGAAAUCAAGCAAUAUGAAACGUCUCUCUCCUGCACCUAGCCUAGGGAUCAGUUCUACUCCCCACACCACCUCCUACUACAGUGAGUCUGUUAUUAGUGAGUCUUAUCUGACUGAUGGCAGAGGACUUUCUCUUAAAACUAGUACUGCCUUGGAUGAUCCACUGGAAAGCAGUUCUUACUGGAGUGAGGAUCUCUCCCUGAGAAGGAGAAGAGGCAUUGAGGGCAUAGAGUCCAGUAAGAAAAUCAAUGGAUUAGGAGAAAGGAAGACAUAUGACACCUAUGCUUCUUCAUCUGGUUAUUCCUCUGAGGAUGACUACACAGGUGGUUCUUCCAUGGACCAGAAUACAUCCAGCUUUGGGUUCAGGAGUGUGCUCUCCAAAGUAGGCUCCUUUCUUUGGCUGGUGCUUACAGCCCCAGGUCGGUUCUUUGGUUUGUUAUACUGGUGGAUUGGGACCAUGUGGUAUCGCCUAACAACUACAGCCUCUCUCCUGGAUGUCUUCAUCUUAACUCGGAGCUAUCCAGUGUUGAAGAAGCUACUGUUGUUCUUGCUUUUGCUUUUACUCCUGAGUUCUGUUGGUUAUGGUGCCUGGUAUUUUUAUCCCUUUGGGCUCCAACCUUCUAUGUUUUCUUGGGGAACAGCAAAAUUAUUUCCUUCUGCCACCAAGAAGGACCAUGAAAUGGGUGACUUUGCUGUAUUUUCUGAGGCCCAGCAGCAGGUUUUGUCUCGGCUCCAGGCUCUGGAAAGACGUUUUGAGACCCUGGAAACUGCCACUUCUGUGCUAGAAUUCCAGAAAAGAAAGAACACAGAAGGUGCCCCUCUAUCACAUGAGGAUACCCUGCUGCUUCUGGAUGAGCUGAUGACUCGGCAGGAGGCAGCCCUCAGAGAGAAGUUUCGCUCAGACACAGAUCUUCAUCUCCAGAAUGAGUUGAAUGCUUUCCGAUCCCAAGUGCAGAAGGAUUUUGACAGUCUCCUGAAGAAAGUCUCUCAGGCUUCUGAGCAGGUGGAGACCCGGAUGCUCCAGAUGACAGCUCAGUGGCAAAGCUCUACAAAAGAAGAUCUAAUGAGUAAUUUCCAAAAGGAAAUGGACAAGCUGGAGGCACAUCUAUCAAGUCUGAAGCAGGAACUUGUGGCUUUGAAUUCUGAUCAGAAGGCAUUAUCAAGACAAGUGGAACCUCUUCCAGGGCAGAUCAAGGAAAUGCGAGAAGAUGUGGAAAUUCAAUUUCCUACAUGGAUUAGCCAAUUCCUAUCCCAAUCUAGAGAGGAUAAAACUGGCAGACUGUUUGUCCAGCGUGAAGAAUUACAAGAGCAGCUCCACAAAUUGGAGCGCAAGAUCCUUGCCAAGAUCUCGAAGGACCAACAAUUGUCUGUGCAGGAUGUUGGGAUCACCCUUCAUAAAGAAGGAAUCAUAGGAGUAACCGAAGAGCAAGUGCAUCAUAUUGUGAAUGAUGCCCUAAAGCGCUACAGUGAAGAUCGCAUUGGAAUGGUGGAUUAUGCACUUGAAUCUGGAGGGGCCAGUGUUAUUAGCACUCGGUGUUCAGAAACCUAUGAGACCAAGACUGCGCUUCUUAGUCUUUUUGGCAUACCCUUGUGGUAUCACUCCCAGUCUCCAAGGGUCAUUCUACAGCCAGAUGUCUAUCCUGGAAACUGUUGGGCUUUCCAAGGCUCCCAAGGUUUUGCUGUCAUUCGCCUCUCAAGCAGCAUCCACCCCACUGCUGUGACGUUAGAGCAUAUCUCCAAGUCCGUUUCCCCCAAAGGAACCAUUCCCAGUGCCCCCAAGGACUUUGCAGUCUUUGGCUUAGAGGAAGAAGGGCAGCAAGAAGGCCUCCUCCUUGGGAAGUUCACGUACAACCAAGAUGGGGAUCCCAUCCAGACAUUCCACUUCCAGGAUAUAGACAGGCAGGCAACUUUCCAGCUGGUGGAGCUAAGAGUUCUCAGCAACUGGGGGCAUCCCGAAUACACCUGCAUUUAUCGCUUCCGUAUGCAUGGGGAGCCAGUCUCAUAACAUCUUCUAGCACCACUAGCUCAGAAGUCACCUACCUCAAGAUCUGCACCUCAGACUGCAAAAGGCAGUUGGGAAGCAGUGCCAGGAAGGAGACCAACUUGGAAUGGGCAAUAUAUCUUUUUUGCUGAGUUGCACAGAGACGAGAAGUAAGCUGUGAUUCUCUCUGAUCAGUCAGUUCUCUCCAGAAAACAACACCCUUCUGAGUGCAGAAGAAGAAAGAGGGCUUCUUGAUUUGGUAUUUUAUAUUCAGUUGUUUUUAAAGCAGAUUUUUAAACAUACCUAUGCAGUUCAUACUUGCCCCAUCCUUUAUACUUUUCCAGACCUGAUUUCUGGUUGUCCCUUUAGAGCUCAGUUUUCGGGGGGGCUGAAGGCAUAUUUAAAUAAACUAAGCAAUGCAGGACAAGUUGGCACGGACAUGAGUUUUGGCCUGCAAUAAGGAUAUGAAGCCUCUGCUAGACUUUAGGUACUUAUUUGGCCCCUUAUUACUGUCACCUCAAAGCCUCAACCUCCUCCUAGAAAGGAGGGGCCUACUUUUGCCUGUGCCUACUCUGAGCAGCUCUGGGGGAUACAGAAGGUGCUGUUGAAGCUUUAGGGAGUGGCAUCAUAACUUUAGUCACUUUUAUGUAAUAAUCAUAUUGUGUGGAGGCAGGUAGAGAAAUGUUUUUGUGAAAUCUGUCUUGGAUGAGGACUGUAGGGCCAUUCCUCUUCCUGUGUAGACAGGAUUCUGUUGAUUUUUUUUUGUAACCUGUCCACAACAGAUUGAGAUUGAAUUCCAUGUGAAGCAACAUGCACAGAUUCAAAAGCUAUAGAGGGAAAUGGAGGGUUGCUUACUAGGGGACUGUGAUCUGUUUAAAAACUGGAAGCUGCAGUUUUGAAGAAUGGGAAGGAAAGAGUUUUUCUUAGAAAAAUAGUGUAAAGGUAAACUACAGCUAUCUGUAUGGGUUAAAUGUUGACAUACAUUUCCCAGUCUGCAGUAUUGUAUUUCUUAGAAAAUAAAUUAGUAUUGUCAAGCCUUCACAUCAGCAUAGAAGCAAGUACACGAGCUCCUAAUAAGAGGGAGAUGAUUGCCAAUGCUAAUGGCAAAAGAAAAGUACCCCAGCAUGCAUUCAGAGGUGAAUAUCUCUGAAGAUUUUUGAAUAUCUCACAUAUUUCACAACAGAGUCAUAGUAUUACAAUAUGGGCUCCAAGGAUGAACUUUGGCUCAUAUUGAACUCUCUUUUGAUCUGCUUGCAGAGGACACAAGUUGCAUAUUGUUAUUCACAAAAAAUUGAAGACACUCUUAAGUUGAGCUCAAUUCCUGGUGACAAUACAGAAUAUCAGAAGCUGCUGCAGUUCAGGCUGUAUAUGUUUGAAAAAGGUUAAAUGCUUUUUUUAGCUUGCAUAACUUAUGUAUUAAUCUCAGAAGCCAUUAAGAGUAGCAGGAACUUGAAGUCUGAACACCCAGUGUACCAUAACUCUACAUUUCUAAGCUAGUUGAAUCUCAUAGUUCCUUGAGACAGGGAAAGUACAACUAGAUAUCUAUAAUCACUUGCUAUUACUAGUCAGUUGACUAAACGAGUUAGAGUCCUGAAGUGGCAUAGUGAAAUACAUCACUCUAAGGGGAAAAGAUCAUUUUUUAAAUGUUCCUUAUUGUAUUAAAAACAAUCACAGCAAGGAAUAAAACAAGCAGCCAAGAAAAACUUGAUCUCCCUGCUAUGCUAGUUGUUGAAUGUUCUGACAGUUUUAGGUAAAGGUAAAGGUUUCCCUUGACAGUUUUACAGGUGGGGAAAUAAAAAAUGGUACCCUUUGCCUUUGCUCUUAAGUGUUAUACUCAACUUAAUUGCCACCCUUUCUAGGGGCAAAGCUCUCUUCUUAGUAUGUACAUACCCAAAGAGUAUUUUUUGUUUUACUAAAUGGGUCAUCUUUGAAUGAAACCUAUGCUCAGAAGGAACAGCCUUCUGGAUGGGUGCCUCAUAAGUAAUUCCUCUUUCCAUCCUUAGUUGAGAACGAAAUAGCCAUACAUGGCAAAAGAACACGGAGACUCUGAUGGGCCCCAGAAGACCCAAUUUUUCAGACUGACAUGAGUUUGGAACCAACAAACUUCCUACUUUAGAAAAACUGGGCUAGGGAGAGGACACGCAGGCUGGUCCAGAAUUCCCAAUUUGGGUCCCUUCAGAUGUGUUGGUUAUCCUAGAGGUCUGCCUGUGUGGUCGCUAAGAGUUGAUAUUGACUUGAUGCUCUAUAAUCAAUCCACCAGAUAUGUUGGGAUUGCCAGAAUAGAUAUCAGGUUGAAAAAAGCUGAUCUGGCAUUUGGAACACACUACCCAAACAUGAAGCUACUGUCUCUAUUCUUGACCAGAAUGGAGUCAUUAUUAUUAUUAUUAUUUAAAAGAAGCAACGUAAACAUUUAAGUAGGUAACCAUGCUGCCAACUAAGGAGAGAGUAUAGAGAAAUCUGGUAGCCAAAGGGCAGGAGGGCAUAUUGAGCUACACCAGAGUAGCUGUAGUGCAUAUGCUUUUACAUGUUGAAACUCCCAGGUUCAAUCCUUGGUAUCUGUAGUUAAAGCUAGGAAAAACCUUAGUGCUGCAAAUUAGUGUUGCCAGUACUGGGCUGAGGAGCUGCAGCAGUUUCCUUGUGGCAGAAAAAAACAGUCCAGUCAGGUCAACUGGUUGCCUUUUCCCUAAGGAUAGGUAACAGUGGACUAGGCUUGGCUUGGGGGCUUGGUUUUGUUUUUAAAGCAUCAUUUUCUCAGUUGUAUAUACAGACUGAGGGUUGUGGAUGUGCCUAGUAGUGGUUGUGCACAAUGUGCAUAAGUGUGCUGCUGCACUUUUCUGGUAAUAUGUUACUUAUUACAUGUAGGGGAGUAUCUGUUACUCAUUACAUAUACCUGUUGAGAGAAUAGGCGUGGGGCCAGCUUUAUUGCAGCUAGAAGAAUUGGUGCAUGCUUAUGACAGUAUUGUAAAAGAAACAGUAUUACAUGGGCCUGGCCUCACUAUUUCAGUGUUAUGAUGAAUGUGCCUGCUGUGAUAUAGUACAACAUGGCAUGUUAAAUGCCUGGGAAAUAUUUAGCUAACUAAGGUUUGUUAAGGUUAUUGGACCCUAUGAACUUUGUUAACAAGCUGCAUUCAACAGAAAGAUCAACCUGGUAUUUGUGAUGUUGGUACAGACUUCCUGUACUAUUUGUCUUUCCUUAUGUGUACCUACAAAAAUAACAGGCUCAUGUGGCGCAGAGUGGUAGGUGGCAGUAUUGCAACCAAAAACUCUCCCCACAACUCAAGUUCAAUCCCAGCGGAAGCUGGAUUCUCUCUGGAUAGCCGGCUCAGGUUGACUCAGCCUUCCAUCCUUCCGAGGUCAGUAAAAUGAGUACCCGGCUUGCUGGGGAAGGUGAUGACUGGGGAAGGCAAUGGCAAACCACCCCACUAUAGUCUGCCAAGAAAGCGUCACGAAAGUGGCGUCCCUCCAAAGGGUCAGACAUGACUCAGUGCUUGCACAGGGGACCUUCCACCUUCACCUCUAUCAAUUGAGGAGUCCAUUUGCUAACAAUAAGGACUUAUCAGGUGUCCAGGAUGGUAGCAUCUUAUUCUAUCUUUCAGGCUCUAAUAAUGAAUCCCGUGUUCUUUGGCCUACAAUAAUUCUUGAAUUGUUUGAUGACAUUCUCUUCAACAUGACAAUAAAGGCCGUUUCCAGCACUUUUAAUGAGAUGCAGGAAUAGCAAAUUUCCUUGCCAGAAGGACUCAAGUUAGAAAAGGUCAUAUGGAAAUGGUCUCUAAAUCUGAAUCCUUGUGUUCCUUCAAGCAAAUUAUUGGCCUUCAUUCGUCCACUACUUUCAAAUAAAAUCCGAGACAGAACCCAUUCUCCAUGUUCUUAGUUAUCCCAUGUAUGUUGUUUUAUCAUUUUUUUUAACAUUAAUUGAAGUUAACUUUUUAACUUUGUAAUUACCCCAAAAUAGGGAUGGGUUAAGGACAUAUUUUUAAUAAUUUCUUCCAUUCUGUUAUGAAAGAGUGACUAACGGACGGUUGUAUUUAGGAGGAAACAAACAUCUGGAAUAGUGCAUUUUCAGGACAUCUGAUUUAGAAUUUAAUCUGCUGUGAUCACCAUACAGUGGUUUUAUAGAAUAACGGAACACUAUUGAGAAAGAUAAAUAUUGUGAGGGUAAAUAGUGGUUGUAUUCUUGUGACCCACUAAAGCGAAAAGGCUUUAAGGAGCACUUACUGAUAGUUUAUGCCCUCCUACUCUUAUUGUCCUGUAAUCAAACUUCAUGGUUUACCAUCCUGUCCAGGCCCAUCAUGGCCACCAAUUUUAUGCCACCGUCUGCAACCAGGGGCCUGAGAGUAAGUUUUUAUUCUAAGUUAAUUCCUAGUCACUAUUUUGGGUUCAGCCACUAAGUUUGUUUAAGGCCUUCACAUGAUAGGGAUAAAAUAGCAGCACAUGCACACUCAUUAACCAAGCUUUUUAACUUAAAAGUGUUACAAAAUACAACUAGAGACUGAAAAUCCAGUGGUACCAAAUCAACAGUGAUCUUACAUAACCAUGUGAAAAAGUAUGACAAUGUUAUGGUGCCAGGACCUUCACCUGUCAGUACCAGGCAUUUGCAUGCAGCUGCUCUCACCACUUGCAGACCUAGCCUUUUUCACAAAGCCUAGCUGAGGAUGAUGGAGUUGAAGGUUACUAUAGUGCAGAUGGCUAGUUAAGACUGCUGACAGGGAAGCAUCGUAGCAGCUUCUAAACUCCACAAAUACAAGAGCUACCAUCAGGAAUGCUUUUGUACAGUGCGCUUUUCAAGUGGAAACAAGAAUUUAAGCAUGAAAAAUGUGGCUUUUCCACACUUUUUGUACUGGGGAAGGCACCCCACAGAUUAAUGGUUUAAUAAUAAAUCAUACUGCUAAAGAAACACUUAUUUACAUUGCAGGGUUGGGGGGGAUUGCAUAUAAGUCUGUAGAUUACAACUGCUGCGUGCCUAUUUUUUUUAAAGAUCUGUGUUGUAAUUUACACCUAUGCAAGAAAAACCAAGUUCAAUAAAUGAUUUUUCUUAAAAGGGGUGAAACUGGUCACUAGUGGACAGGGGACUUUUUGUAUGUUGGGGAGGAGUAAAAUGAGUAGAAAUUCUGAUCAAAGAAUGGCACUAAAGGUUCUAUCAAAUAGACCACAGACCAUAUGCAUGACUAGCAUGAUACAAGUUUCCUAGAACAGAAGGGGAAACAAGAAAGGCCAAUCUGCUGAAAAGGUUAAAUAAUUAAAAAAACAAUUUAUACUGCAGUUUAAACUACUGUAGUUUAAUUUUAAG